Messenger RNA from Lacerta agilis (Sand lizard), 4284 nucleotides. RefSeq names its product SLIT-ROBO Rho GTPase activating protein 2 (gene SRGAP2). Gene Ontology annotation, biological process: signal transduction; negative regulation of cell migration. Gene Ontology annotation, molecular function: protein binding. The transcript has 23 exons. The coding region runs from base 638 to 3856 and encodes 1072 amino acids. The record is from RefSeq and is a predicted model, not a curated record. Lineage: Eukaryota; Metazoa; Chordata; Lepidosauria; Squamata; Lacertidae. Gene Ontology annotation, cellular component: cytoplasm.
UGUGGAAUGGGCGGAGGCGCUGGAGCGGGGCUGCGGAGGGGAGCGGACCGUGGGACCAGCGGGUGGCCUGAGGAACGCGCCUCAUGGGGGGAAAGGACUCGUCGUCCGAGCAGCAGCACUGCAGGCAGUUGAACUGAAGAAAGUGACUUUGGAGCUUUCAUCUCGUCUACCAUUUGGGAUUUAAUUUGCAUCAUCUCUGGCUCUAUAAAAAGAAAAAGAAAAAGUCAAACCCACACACAACAUGUUGUUGCGCAGAAAGACUUCCACUCCCUGGCUGUGCUAUUAAUGUUAGCAAUCAGGAAAAGCCUUUGGGGGCUGCAGAUUCUCUGUAGUCUGCUGCUGCUGCUGCUGCCGCCACCGCCACCACCACUGCUGCUAAAGGUUUUGGUGCAGGGAAUCCAAACUGCUGCCUUUUCUGUCCGCUGAGCUCUUCACAUCUGCAUGUCUCUGCUGCUCACACACACUCCCAUCUCCCACCCUCUCUCCAUGGACUGAUUGCUGUUGAGGGAAGACGAGCCUGGCCAAGUGAUUGUUUUUGGGAGGAACACAAAUUGCAUUUAUUUUGUCGUAUUCUGGAGGAUCUGCUCUGAGGAUAAUCUUUUUUUUUUUUGCUGGGGGGGCGGGCGGGAAGGAAAACAUGACGUCGCCAGCAAAAUUCAAAAAGGAUAAGGAGAUCAUAGCUGAAUAUGACACUCAAGUCAAAGAGAUCCGAGCCCAGCUUAUUGAACAACUGAAAUGUCUUGAUCAGCAAUGUGAGCUUAGAGUCCAGCUGCUCCAGGACCUGCAGGAUUUUUUCCGCAAAAAGGCUGAGAUCGAGAUGGAUUACUCCAGGAACUUGGAGAAGCUAGCUGAACGAUUUCUGGCAAAAACAAGGAGCACCAAAGACCAGCAGUUCAAGAAGGAUCAGAAUGUUCUUUCACCUGUCAAUUGCUGGAACCUCCUUUUAAACCAGGUGAAGCGGGAGAGCAGGGACCACACCACCUUAAGUGACAUCUACCUGAACAACAUCAUCCCUCGGUUUGUUCAAGUCAGUGAAGAUUCUGGGCGACUUUUCAAAAAGAGCAAAGAAGUGGGGCAGCAGCUCCAGGAAGACUUGAUGAAGGUCCUGAAUGAGCUCUACACGGUGAUGAAGACCUACCAUAUGUACAAUGCCGACAGCAUCAGUGCUCAGAGCAAGCUGAAAGAGGCAGAGAAGCAGGAAGAGAAACAGAUUGGCAAGUCUGUGAAGCAAGAGGAUAAGCAAACCCCACGCUCCCCUGAUUCAGCCUCCAGUGUCAAGUUUGAAGAAAAACAUGUCCGGCGAAGCUCAGUCAAGAAGAUUGAGAAAAUGAAAGAAAAGCGCCAGGCAAAAUACACAGAAAAUAAACUGAAGGCGAUUAAGGCAAGAAAUGAGUAUCUUCUGGCUCUGGAGGCCACCAAUGCGUCUGUGUUCAAGUAUUACAUCCAUGACCUGUCUGAUCUCAUUGAUCAGUGCUGUGACCUGGGAUAUCAUGCCAGCCUCGGUAGGGCACUCAGGACAUUCCUGUCAGCAGAGCUGAACUUAGAACAAUCAAAGCACGAGGGCCUGGAUGCCAUUGAGAAUGCUGUGGAGAACUUGGAUGCCAACAGCGACAAGCAGCGCCUCAUGGAGAUGUGCAACAAUGUCUUCUGCCCACCCAUGAAGUUUGAGUUUCAGCCACACAUGGGAGACAUGGUGUCCCAGCUGUGUGCCCAGCAGCCCGUGCAGAGUGAGUUAGUGCAGAGGUGUCAGCAGCUGCAGUCUAGGCUAUCCACGCUGAAGAUAGAAAAUGAAGAGGUUAAGAAAACAAUGGAGGCCACACUGCAGACUAUCCAGGAUAUUGUCACCAUUGAGGAUUUCGACGUCUCUGACUGCUUCCAGUAUAGCAACUCGAUGGAGUCUGUAAAAUCAACAGUCUCCGAAACCUUCAUGAGCAAGCCAAGCAUUGCCAAGAGACGGGCAAAUCAGCAGGAGACAGAACAGUUCUACUUCACGAAGUUGAAGGAGUAUCUGGAAGGGCGGAACCUCAUCACCAAGCUUCAGGCAAAACAUGACCUCCUUCAGAAGACUCUGGGAGAAAGUCAAAGGACUGACUGCUCUCUUGCCAGCAGACGCAGUUCUACCAUAAGGAAGCAGGAUUCCAGCCAAGCAAUUCCCCUGGUGGUAGAGAGCUGCAUACGAUUCAUUAGCAGACAUGGGCUGCAGCAUGAAGGGAUAUUCAGGGUGUCAGGAUCUCAGGUUGAGGUGAAUGAUAUAAAAAAUGCAUUUGAGAGAGGGGAGGAUCCACUGGCUGGAGAUCAAAAUGACCAUGAUAUGGACUCAAUAGCAGGUGUACUAAAGCUCUACUUUCGUGGGCUAGAGCAUCCCCUCUUCCCCAAGGAAAUCUUUCAUGACCUGAUUGCCUGUGUCACAAUGGACAAUCUGCAGGAGAGAGCUCUACACAUCCGGAAAGUCCUUCUGACUUUGCCUAAAACCACUUUGAUUGUAAUGAGAUACCUCUUUGCAUUCCUCAAUCAUUUAUCUCAGUUCAGUGAAGACAACAUGAUGGACCCCUACAAUUUAGCCAUCUGCUUCGGGCCCACGCUGAUGUCAGUGCCUGAAGGCCACGAUCAGGUCUCCUGCCAAGCCCAUGUCAAUGAGCUCAUCAAAACUAUAAUCAUACAACACGAGAAUGUCUUCCCAGGACCAAGAGAGCUGGAGGGCCCUAUAUACACCAGGGGUGGAAGCACUGAGGAUUACUGUGAAAGCCCCCAUGGAGAGACAGCCUCCACAGAAGAUGCAGCUCAGGAUAUGGUCACUGAACACCAUACCAGCGAUGAUGAAUGUGAACCUAUUGAAGCAAUAGCCAAAUUUGACUACAGCGGCCGAACAGCACGUGAGCUCUCUUUCAAAAAGGGGGCUUCCCUCCUGCUUUAUCACCGGGCCUCUGACGACUGGUGGGAGGGCCGUCACAAUGGAAUUGAUGGCCUGAUCCCCCAUCAAUACAUCGUUGUCCAGGACACUGAGGAUGGAGUAUCAGAAAGAUCAAGCCCAAAAUCUGAAAUAGAAGUAAAUUCAGAGCCACCGGAAGAAAAGGUGACUGCCAGAGCUGGUUCCAACUGCCCAAGUGGGACCCAUGUUGCAGACAUUUAUCUUGCAAAUAUCAAUAAGCAAAGAAAGAGACCAGAGUCUGGCAGCAUACGAAGAGCUUUUCGUCAAAGUGACAGCCACGGGCUGCCCAGCUCCCUGGGAGAACCAGUCCCACCAGGAGCUGUGGCCAGUUCACGCCCUUCCUCACAACCCAUUAUGAGCCAAAGUCUCCCGAAAGAGGUACCAGAUGCAUCUUCCAUCAGUGGCCAUGGGAGCCUCAAUUCGCUCAGCCGGCAUGCCUCUCUGAAGAACAGGAUAGAUAGCCCCCACAUCCGGAAAAAUGUGACCACUGGAAGGUCAAAGAGCUUUAAUAACCACCGGCCCAUGGACCCUGAAGUCAUUGCACAGGAUAUUGAAGCUACUAUGAACUCUGCUCUGAAUGAGCUGCGGGAGCUGGAAAGGCAAAGCAGCGUGAAGCACGCGCCAGAUGUUGUCCUGGACACCCUGGAGCCGUUGAAAACCUCCCCUGUUGUGGCACCCACCUCAGAGCCUUCCAGCCCAUUGCAUACUCAGAUCCUCAAAGACUCUGAACCAGCUUUCCAGCGGAGUGCCAGCACAGCAAGCGACAUUCCCUGCGCCUUCAGGCCAGCAAAGUCUGUCAAAAUGGCCGCCCCUGUCAAACCUCCAGCAACCAGGCCAAAGCCUGCAGUUUUCCCCAAAACAAACACCACAAGCCCUGUGGUUGCCUCAGCAUCUCAACAGUCUACUGACAAGUCCUGUACUGUCUGAACUUGAAAGCCUACUGUGAAUAUAGCAAAUUUUUUGUUUGUUUGUUUCAGAUGAGGGGACCCUGUUAAGGAGAUGUUAGAAAUUUCUAUUUAAUUAGUAUUGAACUUCUGCUGAAGAUUAGUUUGGAAGUUACCAUCGCCAGGGAUUCUCCCAACAGGAAAGCCCCAACUAAUUAAGUCUCAUUUUGCACCUCCCAUCACCUGUGAUGCUAGGACAUCACAGCUCUGUGUAGCCCGAGACAUAGGAAGUCAUAUAUCAGGUUGCUGUGAAAUCAGUGAGGAAAAGACAGAACUAAGUGGUAAACAGUCAAUGCCUUGUUUGAGUGUCUGGUCACUAAGGGAAACCUUCAGGGUCAUCUUUUAGAGGUUAGCAGAAAAGACUUCUGUGCUUCAACCACUACAGGGAUACAAUGCAAUAUUGUUCACCCA